AUGAAUGAAGAUAUCAGAGAAGAGAACACAGCUGUCUUCAGCGUGCCCUCAGCUAUGGACAUGCCUGGGGAGAAGGUGGAGAAGUGGCCGACGUACAUCAGGGGCGUCAUUUCGACCUUUCAGCGUAGGUUUUCUGAUUUACUUUCAGUCUGGAAUUAACAGCAGUAGCCUUCCACAAUUUUUGUACUUCUAUCAAGAAGCCGAACAUGGGACAUAAUUGAUCUCUGCUCCAGCAUGCUUUAAGUGGUCUCAUAGGUGCCGUUUCGCCAAUUUUAGCUAUAAAUUUAUCUUGCUAUCAGUGCAACUGCUCUGUACCGCUUUUGUCUACUUACAAAAAGUAACUGACUUUCAGUUAUUGCUUCGUUUGGAUAGGUCGGUCAUAAUGCAAACGAUUUUUGACCGCAUGGUGAGAACAAGUCAUGGGGUCACGAACUCGAACGCCGAAUCUGCCUAGCCGUAGGUCCCACUGUACUUCAUCACGGAGGUUUCCCGAGUGAUCGGGCAGGGAGUUGCCUAGCCUGUAUAAACCAACUUUUUCUCGGAUUUUGCAGUGAUUGACUCGCGUUUAAACUUUUGACAUUUCCAGCCAAAACUCCGAAAUCUGAUCUAAAUGACCAGUUCAGUUCCACUCUCGGUUUGUCUUUAAGCCGUUCUUCAGUAUUUAUUUCUCGUCAAUAAUUGACAUUCAUCGGGGAACCACUGCCUCGGUUCGAGGGCCAAGCAGAGCAAAACUGUUCCGUCUUUCUGUCAGGUCACCGUUUACACGCAGUUGGGAUGUUUCCAGUUGCAACUGACAAAAUGUUGACCGGCAUUUCAGUCCGCCGAGGGUUGGAAUUCAGCUUCCUCCUGAUCGACUGACACGGCUUCGGAGAUAGCCACAAAUAUGGGUGACGGACUCCCAAGGAAUACAGUUUCCAGGUGUGUCGGAAAUAACGUGUUGCCAAAAUUUGUUGUAGAAAAACACAGCUGCCGAGGCGCACGGUAUUUCAGAUAACACCGAGUUCGAAGAUGCCGAAAUGCUCACCGUGUGAGUCGCGAGCUGCUCGAGUCAUGGUUCUGUGGCUUUCAGUAUACUGACAAACACGAUUACUUCCCCUGCAUAGUCGGUGCCGAGACUGCUUGGGCGGAGUAAUUAGUCGGGGGAGGAGAACUCGGGGGAACAAUGUUUCCAGUACCGGUGUCGGUGAGCUAAAUUGCUGAGUCAUUAUCACGCCUAUAUUCAACGCCAUUGAUGAAAUUUUGACGAUGGGCGACUCGGAUGCGGGCGAGAAGAUGAUCAUCGCGCCAAGCACGGACGCCAGCGAUAAAUUUGAAAGCUACUAAUUAAGAUGGACUUGUGAUGCCAUUACCUUUAUUUUUUACCUGUAUCUAAUUACAAGUUAUAAUGUGGAUCCAAAACGUCAGGCGAUUCUGUCUUAUUCCAGCAGUCGCAUCUUUUUCUCGUCAACUGCUUUCUGGAACUCACCUGUAUCAUCAAUCGUCGGGUAGUGUAUCGGAAAAAUAACGAAGCAGAUUAUUGUGCGGAAUGCCUGCUGCCAGGUUUGCCUAUGCAGAUAUUAUACUGUUAUGCCGCCUAAGUUGGUGGUACUCGGUUCAAGUUGUUGUGCAAAUUUAGCUGCCGAGUCCCAAGAGUCGUGUCCUAAAACUUUUUAUUCAGGCCUUCACAUUGAUUUCUGACAAGAUAAAAUGCUUUCUAUGAAACGUGAUUUAGAGAACACAAGAUUCAUUUAUGGAGAGAAGCAAAGUGACACACUCCUGACAACAUCAAGCCUGCAAGCUUAUGAAUAUUCUCUUACAUUGUGGCGCGCGCCAGGAAAUAAGUUAAACUGGAAUGCAAGAGAGCAAAUUCUGACCCCCGUUAAUCCAGGUUAAAAGUAGGUCAAACUCUUGCAUUACCCAGCGAAAACGACUUGCUCGCCCCCUCCUCCUCCUCCCCCUCCCCCUUCCCCUCCUCCUCCUCCUGACCUGAAGCAGAUGCCAUGUUCGCGGCUAAAUGUGGCAGGCGGGGAGUUCGGAGUGUGCUGGAAUAACGAAUUUUGAGGGCUGGUGUCGAGCAGAAUAUGAAUUCGCUGGUAGUCCUCUUCCGCCAUUGUGAUCAGUUAUGUAGCACAUACAAUUUGACUGUAUAAUUCUAGUGCAUUUGGCUAGUUUUCGUGGCCUCGGGUCUUCGCUCCAGUUAAGAAUUUCACCUCUCAGUCUUUAACCUUUAUUUACUGCCAACAUUUACGACAUCAGAACCGCAUACGUAUCGCCAAUAUCAUGGAGUAUCAUCAUUUAUCUAGGUCUUUAUUGGCCCAUUGUCACCCUCGAUCUGUCUUUAUUAUUUUUGCCAGUAUACGGCGGUCACCGACCUCCCAGUUUUGACGCCGUUAUUGCCAGCAGUGUGCCUUUGGGAUGUGGACUUUCCAGCUCGGCAGCCCUGGAGGUUGCCACCCUUCGCGUCUGUCAGGCCUUCACAAACUUCACCUCCUUAAGCGUAAGGCCACUGUUUGCCACCUUCCUUUUUAUGCUAUUUAGCCGUUGCUGAACUCCUGCUUGGUCUCAAACCAAUCAGGGCUGCCUAUUUCUGCUGUUGAAAAACGCGCCAUUUGCUGGUGGAAUUUCGGCCAUAUGCCCCAUCGCGAACUAUCCCUUUGGUGGAUUUCCAUGGAACUCCAUGGACAGAUCUGGCGUGGCCGCACAGCAGUAGCGACUAAGUGCCUAUUUAUGAAGAUUAUAUAGGUUUGCAGAGCAGCAAACGCGUCAAUAGGGGCUUUCAUUUUAUGCGCCGAAUGGAUUAAGGAGUUUAAGGCAUCUAGGGAGGAGUUGGACAGGAAUUUGAUCAUCGGAGCGAACAUUUUAUUCAUUUGCCGUUUCGAAUCCAUCAUCCAAAAGGGCAGAAAGUAGCAACCGAUGCAUAAAUGUGCGGAAUUUAUUGGAUUCAGUAACAACUCAAUACAGGCCACCUAAAAUUGCCAGCAUUCCCACACAUCGCCCAUGUUUAAGCGAUGGUUGGCUGAUCUCUCGCAUUCCUAUAGUUAGUGGUCAUUAUUCCAUCGCCGAUGGUGAUGAUUACUACAUUAAUUGCUCGGUCAGCUGGUCCUCCAGUUCUGUGCCCCGCGAAUCCAACGUACAGAAGUUGACACACGAAAAGUGAAUAUGGAAUCGUUGUCAGCGCGAGUCUUGCAAACAUCAUUCAGUCCUUUCAAGGCCCUCCAGAAGCACGUGCGGACUGGCUAAGUGGGCUGUUUUGAUGUCUCGGACAUCCGACCACCGAUCCAGACAUCACGGUCUGUUCGUUAACACAACUUUUUGGGGAAACUAAAUGGGUUAAGUCUCCUGCUCAACGGGGUCAUAGCGUAUUUCGUGUGCACAUCUCAUUUUGCUUCACUUCCCCAGGAUCUGGCAGUUCGAGAUUGUGGAAUUACUCCCGCGAAGCAAAUGCGAUCGGACGGCGAAUCCCCCCGCACACGCCUAAAUCCUCCAGCUGGGGAAGCUGUCUCAAGACAUACUUGACACUUUAUGGUACGAUUUAAGUGUAGGUAAAGACAUAUCGGCGGGGUCGUGAACAAAGUAGUCUUGUAACGGUCUCUCAACCUCAUAGAUUGAAGUUUCUGGCUCGGUGUGCGGAUAAUACCUUCGUCAUCAUGGAACAAAAUUCAGUGUUUGUAUUAACAAAACGUCUUAAUGCCGUCUUUCCAGGCACGUAAUUCGGUAUGAUGGGGCAGACAACAUCCUUCACUGUCACAGAACUUUUCGUGGCCUAAAAACUAAGGUGUCCAGGAAUACGACAGAUACAACGCACUUAUAGAUGCGUUUCUCCGAGGUGCCCCGUUGGCGCCUUGAGAGGAGCUGCUGUGAGCCCAAGGAGGGACUCCCUGAAUUACAAUGCGUUUUACGAGUGUUCAGGGCGAUUGACUGCAUGCGCUAUUUGGUUUUCUGUUGGCCUUACUUGUUGACAGAAACCGCGGGCUGCCUCCUCAUGCCAUUCGGAGUUUGGUUUGCACAUUGACCGGAGACAACAAUAAGUAGCUAAGUGAUGAGGCCGAAACCCAGCUGGAGCGACAUUUAUGGCCUGGAGUCGUUUAUUGGACUUAGUGCAAAGCAAACCGGGCGCGCAUGAUCGAACUCACAUCAACAGUGAGGAGGGAAGACGUGCGCACGCAGAUCGCGGAUCUUUCGGUGACACCCGGUCACACCUAUUUCCCAAGGCCGAAGUCGCCGUAAGGGGUGACGGCUCCGUUGGAUGUUAGCUGUUGCAGUCAUGGUUCUCCAACCACCAGUCCAUCAACGAGCGGAAAGAUUUCUCUCACCCCUUCCUCCCCCUAUCCGGUGCCGGGACUCCGUUUGGACGGAGUGAUUAGUCACGGUGGGGGGAGGGGGGGUGUGCGGAUGCGCAUCAUCUACAGUUACAUAAUUGAUUGGCCAAAUUAUGGGGUAAAGGGGGGUCAUGUCAAGCCAGGACACCGGCGAUGUGAUCGUGGCAGUCAACGCUUCGUCCUUAUCGCGUCGGAUACAUACCUCUGCGACGUAUGCGAAACUUAUAUCGUUGUUAGGUGUGUGGUGGUGUGGCAAUUGCAUGCUCUAAAGACUGUGCCCUCUGUGCGUCUACCAAAUUUUACCGUUGCUGUCUCAGAUGACGAGUUUGACAGUUAAUCUGAAGUGUUAUGCGAGUUAAAUUCCUGUUUUAAGGUUUAUGCGCGAGUGGCACUUGCGUUGAUUUCCCUUCCUGUGAUGUUUCUGGACGCAUUUUCCUGUGCGCUCCCAGGAAAUCCGUCGUCAUUUCGGCGCCUCAAAUAACCAUACAUGUUAGUGCUGCAGUAGAGCGGACAGUAAUCACUCAUAACUACCUGUGGCUAUACAGUUUACACCUCCACUUUGAAAAAUUGACCAAAAUCCCUGAACAAGUCCCCGACCAGGGAAUAUUGCGAAAUUUGCACUUUUCAAAAACAGAGUAUAUAACAUCAUGCUAGUUCAUGCAUUAUGACUGACCAAAUUUCCACCGAGUCCUUUCGGGUUAGUCAUUGGUACCCUACUAUCCAACCAUUUAACAGCUAGCCUAAUCUGUCUUCCUCAGGUCUUCACAUAAAGGCCUGUGCAAGCAGGGUUGUCGUUGGAUUAACUUAGUUAUAAUGAAGCCGUGCCGUCAAAAAUAUUAUCGCGAGGGGACAUGUACUCGCCCGGUUUGUCGUUAAGCUGCAGUCAGAUGCCCUUGCAGGUAUUCUCAUUGGAACAGGUUGUGAUGUAGAGGAAAAUACCGACAAGGACACGGGAGUUUGAACAACCAUUGCUGGCGCGACGAGGUUCAGAUGUUUUCUAACCCGUAGAAUGAACCAUUUUUGCACUGUCGAUGUCCUCAAUGGUAGCCUCGCCGGUGGAUAGGAAAAUAGUGUUAAGGAAGUAAGCGGCGUAUAUUCCAAAGCUUAUUUUGUUAAAGGCCUCAGGUAAUAGCUCGGGAUUGAUGUCUGGUAUCAGAAGAGACCGCUGAUUCAGUUAUAAGGGGUGUGUUAUUUCCAACAUUCCAGUAGGCCAUGCUGAUUUGAAGUCAAAUUUAUCCGUCUUCUUGAAACAAACUAUGGUCGACUGCUUGAACUUUUCCCAAUAUUGACUGGGGUAAGCUCCUAGACUACUCAGACCUAUCUAAAGUAAACCUCCUAUUCAUAGGCAACGGAUUCGGCUCUACUUUGCCAACGUGCCGAACACAUUUGGGCGGGAUCGCCGUGUGGGUUGAUGGACCAACUCAUCGUUCUGGAAGGAAAACGUGGACAUGCCCUCCUCAUUGACUGCCAGUAAGUACGCAAAGUUAACCCAGAACAUAUCACUACCCGUAAAUGUCUCCAUAUACGUCCAAAGACACCUGCCUAAUAAUCUUUCUCCUUGACCCAUCGAUGAAUUACGUGAAUCUGGUAGUCGCCUGGUGGAUUCUAGGGGCAUUACUUAGGAAAUCAAUUUACUGUAUCAGAUUUAGUGGAUUCCAGACGUUUCAGUAGGCUAGGCGGGUAACCUGACCCGAAUGUGAUUAAAUUCGCGUCGUCCGGCGGGGCCUUGUAGCUCAGGUGGUUAGGGCGUUGGCUGUACUAAAGCCUUCCCCCUACUGUCUUGGGUUCGAAUCCCACCGAGGCGCCGAGUUUUUUACAGUUGGGUCAAUAUGAAUCAUCGUCACGGUGAGGAAGUCUUCCAGUCAACUCAUGCAGCUGAGAUUUGAGGAUUUCUUUGUCGCGCUGAUCGGCAUCUGGCGUUGGCGUGUAGACGGGAACAACAGAAAUGUUGGUAGGGUGCUUCUUCAGUCAUAUGACGCCUGACGGGUCAUCAUCUUGUUUCCAUGCAAACCACGCGUGGUUUGCCUAUUGUGAGAGUUCGAUCGCGGUACCUUGUCUACAGAAAAGUUGCGUGAAUCCCUGUGCUAAAAAAGAGUGAAAUGGUUGUUGGCUCCCGGAGUCCUGAUCUUCCGAGAGGUUGGGUCAGCGGUUUGCACCUUAGAGGGGAGCCAGGCAUCAUCUUUUACAAAGGAAAUCAGAACGUUGUCAGGUUUCGAAGAUGAUCAAGGAUCGUUUGCAUAUUUUGUAAUCCAACACUAAGGGUUCGUCCGCGCCUAAGUAGUCCAACUCGCAUAUCGUUUGCCUGCAUCUCCGGAUUAAGUUUGCCUGGGACGUAUGUUCCAGAGGACGGACCGUAGUACCGAAAUCGGGAAUGUUGUUGUCGUUUCUUGUGAAAUUCGAGUACAGGUGUUACCCCAACAGCCACUCAGCCUGCUUCUUCGAGGUUGCUUCCUCCAGCGCGGUGGCAAGCAGACUUUACUGGCGAUUCACGUUCACCGUGUGACCAUGUUAUCAUCGAAGCUUGUGGCAUUCUAUGAGGCAGCCGGCCUGCCGGACCUCGGUCCUCCACGCCCUGGCAGCACCGUCUUCGUUGGUCCGCGACCGCUUAUUUGCCAAACUAGAGAGCCUGUUUGGUUCACAGAGGCUCUACUGAAAGCCAUUUCGCUGUGCGCCACACAUAGACGCGCCGCCUAGCCAAGAACUGGGACAUAGAGUAAACCCGCUCUCCUAUCGGCCUGACUUGGAGGUAGUAAGUCGACGACCGCCUUGUUUAAACCACCAAUUCGUGAACUUGUGUGACAAUGGCUGCCUUUGCCGUAUCUAGGCUGGAAACUAAAUGCAUCGAUAGUAACCUUGCUUUAGUAAGUAACCCGAACUCAUGCAAUUAGAGUUUACCUCUCGACCGGUCUGGAAACAGCUGUCACAUUUCCUGCGACCCCUCCGGAGCAACUGCUAUCGGUGGAACCACAUUGUGGCCGGUUUUAUAUAAGCCGGCAACUUUUAUUCUAGAGAAUACGCCUGUAUAACCAAGAAAGGAUUUUCGCAGUGAAGAUCAAGGAAAAGUAUAUUCAACUGUUUAGCGCAUAGGAGGUUAGCGUUGUCCUCAACGCUCUCAACGGGCUACCGACUAGCCACGUUCUUGCCAUCGGCAUAUACGUACUGUAGCUCACUCUUUUGUCAGUCUACCUUUAUCUCUACUGCUGAUUGCCGUUGGUUCGAGUGCUAUGUGGACUGACCGAAAAAGGUUGAUCCACUGUCAUACGUAUAACUGGUUUCGGCUCCACGAAGGCGAUAUCGAUAUCAUCGUUUGUGUCCACGUUCUGAUGCCGAGUCAGCCUCGCCUUUUGUCCCAAUACUCCCCUUCAUUUUAAUCAUUUUCUGUUUAUUUCACAUCUUAAACCAGGGGUCUUGUUAUUUUUUGAGGUCAAAUGAAUGCACGCCAGUGAUGACAAACUUUUCACCUGACUCCGAAUCGGGCGCCAAACUGGUGAUAAUUGAUUCAGGCGUCAAGCACCGCAUCGCAAAAUGCGGUUACGCUUCAAGGCGGGAGGAAUGUGCGGAAUUGGCAAAGUUAUUUGGAGUUGACUCUCUGCGCGAACUACAGUCCAAGAUCGCCCAACUACCAGAAUUGAUCGACAGUGAGUGUGCCAAAUCAGUCCGUGUGGCCCCGAAUGUUUCGUUGAUGAGAUUUGUCUUUAGAAUUUUCUCUGUCAUCUGCUCCUAGUAGCCUACAUUUACAUUCACGGAGGGUAAAAUAGAGGCAGGGAAUAUCCAACAAGCACACUGUGUUCGCAGGGACGCUUGGAAGGUGAGCCGACCGCCCAUAGAAUCGGACAGGCGGGUUCCGGAAAGCGGUUCAGGAAAAGAAGAAGAAUAUGCGAUCACUGGGACAAUAAGUUUAUUGGCCUGACGUUUCGGUUUCUCACUCGAACCCAUCAUCAGAGACGGUCGCAGAUAAAGAAAGUGGAGACACCAAGGACUGCGGUAUUUAUAGUACGCAGCUGCCGUGGAGCCACAUGCGGAAGCUCUCGCAAUCACUGCUGGAGGCGAUGAUGGCUCAUCAGUCCGCAGCCGAGACGUUAAUUGCCAAAAUUUCAUCAUGCGUGUUGUAUGGUUGGUGUGGUGAUUUCUCGACCAUUUGGUUUGCUGUCACUGAGAUUGUCGCUUGCCGGCGCCCUCCCCACGUGACUGAAUCCCCUGCUCAGGGCGUCUCAGCACCGCAAUGACCUCCUGGUACCAUAUUCGGUGCUGAGACAUUCCCUGAGUUAGGGGAAUCAGUCACGUGGGGAGGACGCAGGCGAGCGACAAUCUCAGUGACAGCAAACCAAAUGGUCGAGUAAUCAUCCCGCAUGAUGAAAUUGCGGCAACUAACGGCUCGGCCGCGGACUGACGAGCCAUCAUCGCCUCAAUUACGACCCCAAACACUUCAAGCGGAUGAAAUGUAUUCAGAUAUUUUGCGGAUUUAAAGACCUCUCGACCGGGAAGCAUAAGGGGAAAUCAGUUUUAGGGACACAUACAAACGCAACUCAUGCAUUAGCACUAUUGGAAAUGGGGAGUCGAUCAGAGUGAGCGCGCAUUCCGCUCCCUGCUUAUGUGAUGACAGAAAAGUAGGAAAUGCAACCCCCCACACUGAAAUAAUGCAUGUUUUUAGGUGCUAAGUUUCAGCCGAAUGCUUAGUUUUUCUCGUGCGUCCUUACUGGUGAAUGAUACUGACCUGUUACAUGAUUUUAAAAUUCACAUAAAUGCCCACUACGCAAACUAGAAAACGUGACAACGACUAGGACGAGCUAGAUGGACACUGUAAAUUUAAUCAACACCACCAUCUGGUUUGCGGACGCAACGCCUCGGUGCGAGGCCAACUUGAAUCACGGGAUCUUUUAACUGCAGCGUGUUUAAUCCCUUCUAAUUCACACUGACCCCGACGAAAUUGCUUUACGGAUAGCAUUCUGCCCAGGAAGUAUUAAAACUACUAUUGUUGUGAGUCAAAUAAUGAGGCCUUUUGCGCCCCUGAGUCUAAUUGUCCCCGUCCCAGACAAAUGAGGAACGUGUUUGGCUAAAACAUCUUAGCCUACAAGAAGUGAAAUUUACCAGCUUCAAUUAAACGUAACUGGAAUCGGUAAACUUCUGGUUGCCCUGAUUUAAAUCGGACAUUUAUAUGCGUUUUUUCCUCUCUGAUAAGUCGAGCCUUUGAUUUAUUUUUCAUGAAUUAAAUUUAACCAAGUGCACGAUGCUGUGAGAAACACGUAAGCAGAUAAACAAUUUAGCAAAGUCGGCGAUUCGACUCUGUCCGACGACAUACGUUUUCUGCACGUGCUAUUUUUUCAUAUACAUUCAUCUGCUGCAUCGUUAGCCGCUUUCACCUCUGGUGGCCAAAGACCUGCACUUUCGAAGCACAAUGCAUUAAAAUACUCCCUCAAUCUAUCGUUAGUGCCGUUGGAUUUAGUGGUCUUGUUGGCUAUUGUACAGCCUCAAUGCCAUACAUCCACCUGCCAGGGCAAUGGUCAUUUAGAAAUUUUCCAACCGGUAUGCUAGUGCGGUAUCCCAUUAUGUUGAAAAUGUGCCCCCCCCCCCAAACGGGCCACGCGGCAGAUGCACUGGACCAACACGGGGACCACAUUGGAUUGUGGCAGGCGUCAUCGGAUUUGCGCGCUUUAAUAAAUGUCAACAUUUCGGGGUGUGGUGGCAGAUGCAGAUGCCGGCAUACGUCGCGCACACUGGGACCCCCUGCCGCCCCCCCCCCCAUUGUUAUUGUUGGUCGAAAACCUGGUCUUUGCUGUAUGGACCAGGGGGUGUGGAGUGGAGCGCCAAGGUGCGGGCCCGACUGUGCCAUCCACCUGUGCCCUCCCCCCUCCUCAGUCUUCUUGACUCUGUCUUGACACCGGGUCCAGGCGAGGGAGGAGGAGAGAGUGCGGUAUAUGCACUGAAAGUAUACAUUCACUAUAAACUAAUUCACGCACAAGUCACCGUUCCUGCUCUCACCUUGCUGUGGAGCACACGGUGGACAUCGUCGGCAACGACGGCCAAACUGUCAUGUUGAAAAUAACAUCCCUAACACUGCAUAGGUGUUAUAAUUGCCUUUGUAUGUAACAACCCUGGACAGGUAUAUAUUCACACUUAAUACUUUCUCAUACUUGCUGUCAUUAACUCCGUGAAAAGUAUAAAGCCUGACGUCCAAGCACCCUGCAGAGAUGGUGAUUGAAACUUAAUAACGGUCUGUCUGACAAUGCUGGGCAAGGUUUGGUACUGCAGCCCCACUUGAUUGAUACCGCACGGUUAGCUUCCUAAAACAACUUUAAUAGGUGCAAUUGCGCUGACUUGACAGAUAUCACGUGUUUGCGCCUUCCUUACUAUUUUACUCCAGCGAGAGUGUCUGGGCCUCCGGGGGCGGGGGGGGGGAGGAAGUGCCGACACGUCAGCCUCAGUUACAUCAGGCACCAGUUCACACGCGCCUCCCUGCGUGCGUUUCGAGCCCAGCUUGCAAUCUCUUUAUUUUCUUAAUUCAGCAGGUGGCUAAGUAGGCCUGCGAAUAGCAUUGUUCGGACGGAUGGGACCUCCGUCCGGUUCCACUAUAGUAGCCAUGUGCUGCGAAUUGGCUAAGAUUGGUAUGUUAACUAAGACAAUUUUAGGAAGCUAACCAAUCAAGUGGAGCCGCAGGAACAAACCUCUCCGAAUGUUAAGUAUCCUCAUGCUUUGACAGCCGUUGGGUUAUAUCUGAGUAUUGCGCAAAAGAAACUACCGUCGUGAAACCCAACUCGUAUGCCAGCAUAACGACACAUUAGAAGUCUUUUCCUCCUCGGACUCGAUAUAAUUUAUAAAGAAGACGCACAUCCGUGCAUGUAGCCAAGCUCUACUGCCAUCACAUUUGACCCUGUUUUUGCCACAAAUGACCCCUCGAUAUUCGAUCAUGGGUUCGACAUUCUGUCCAAUUAAGCUGUUAAUUAAGUUCCCGAAGGCAGUCUGCGUUAUUAUGGCCGUGUCGAAAGUACCCGCUGGCCGAACUCGACUUCUCCUACGCCACCACCCUGCCAACCCUGCUGCCUUGCGCGAAUAGGGUCACCAAGUCAGUUAGUUUAUCCGCAAGGGCCGCAAAAACCAGAUUAUCCUCGACCUCUGCGUCUUACUAGCAGAAAGUACCCGUCCUGAUUAAGGACAGUCAGCUGGAUUAAAAUGGGUCAGUUAUGGCAGGUGUCGUCAGAAGUACAAGUAUUACCAUCGGGAGAUUUCUGUAUUGGAACUGCGGCUGAACGCGGUUUGAAUAUAAGGUUAAAUUUGCAUCAAAAGUGGGAUUAAUGGAUCACCUUUAUUUCAAAGUUAUGUUUAGAGUGAUUUGAAGAAAUAUUUCCUAAAAUUGGACAAACGCACUGGCGGUAAUGAUCCCCAGAAAGGGGGCUGAAGUGGUUUGAGCACACUGCCUGUCAUCCAUUUCAUGGGUUCAGUACCACCUUCUAAAUAUGAUGCUGCUCACUAACGAGAAGCGACGAAGAGGCAGUUUGCUCAAAAUAUGGCUCGACACCGCCCGAAGGGAUGUUUCGUUACUACUCGGUAGACCACCCUUGUCACUGGAGACUAGAGCUCUUCGGUAUCAUCAAAUAGAGUGACCCAGAUAUUCUUGCCAUAACCGUAGUUGCCACCGAGAAAAACCUGCAGUGUUCAAGAAUUUGAAUCACGGCCUCAUUCUACGCAUGGAGUAAGAAUGUAAACAUCGUUUAUUUGGGACAGUUGACCUUCCAUUUUCGUGAUUUGGUGCUCCCUUAGGUCCCUGAAGGCCUCAGCUCUUACCUUUUCACAUGCUUUCCGUGCACCUUAGCGGAAAUUAAUCUGGAGGAUGUGAAUCGAUAUUCACUUGAAGCAGAGGCUAACAGCAUAAUCUGAAACGGUGUUACUCUGACGAGGAACUUAUGCCUCAAACCUGUGAUAACAGGCCCACAAAGCACAAGGCCAUAUGGACUGUACGUGGUCAGACUAGCUCCAUGGAAGAGUAUCUUAACAUUUCUUUAAAAUACAGCAUCCCCAAUACAAGCAGAUAAAGUCUUCAGAUAGGAACCAGGACGGCGAUUCAUCCAGUUGAAGAACAGUUUCUUUCGCCUAACUUGUUAAACUCUGAAAGUAUUAUUAGGCUUCCAAAGUUGACGACGAAGACUUGCCGCGUCCGCGCCAAUGGGCAACAAACCCUCGUUAGGAAAGCAUUAAUUGGUACGUCUGUUGUGACCGAUGAUAACAAACUCCGCCACGCUGAUUCGUUGUUUGAAUGAUGGGUGGUGCCUCAGUUCACGUACAUACACACGUAACUGAGUGGACAAACCCGAUGCCCAGGGGUGUGGCAGCAGGCUAUGGGGACUGGACGACUCACGUGUGCUUGAAAUAGCUAUCCCGGAUCACAGACUAGUGCCUGCGAUGAUGAGCCUUAUUAGAUCGACAGAUGGGUUGAAUUCCCCAUCGCCCAACAGGGCUUCUAUUCUAGUCUCAAGGACGCGGACAAGCCGUAUAGUUGGCUAUUGUUAUCAAAGCCAGUGCAGCCGAUCUUUAGGACACAAAUCGGUCUUGGUUGAUCACAUGUGAUAGAUUGUCUUUCUGCCCUACCCGUAUCUCUAUUGAUGGACUUGAGGAAAAAUUCCAAAACGCAGAACAUUAAACUCUCAUCCUGGUUUCUAUGUUCAGGCGCUUUAAAAACACUUCGAGGGCGGUCAGAAGGAAUUGACAUGGCAAAUUAGAUAAUCUGAAUUUGAAGUUUUUUACUUCUUGCAUGAUGACUCACCAAAAUCACUCUUAGUAUCCACCUGCCACUUUCGCUCCAUAAGCUGGAAUUGAGACUACCAAUGCAGAACAGUUAAAAGCAAGCUUCACUUCAGGUGACAGUAACAUAUUCCGGGUGAGCUUUGGUCAUGUGCUGUUAAGUUCUUCAGAGAACGAAUAGCGAUACACGUAAUAGUGUACCUGAAGAACAGAACUUUGGUCUAAUUCCUCUUAGUUGUGAAAAAGCUAUUUUUAUUUCUUCUUCUGUUACCUCUAAGUUUAGCUGAAACACAAAUCCACCGUUUAGUUUCCGUUUACAACUUGUCUCGCUCCCGAAAAUGAGAGAACGGAUAAAUCGAUUUCUCGGUAACAAUCGGGAGAUGGCACCCAAAAAAAUCCGCCUAACGAAAGCGGCCUUUCUUACGGGACAGGUGGUAAUAGGGGUUUUAUGGGUGGUGGCUGGUCGCGAUGUACGAUACUAGCCGACAGAAAGCCUUAUUUGUACAGGUGAAUGAUCGAAGUUAGUCCGCUCUCCGUUCCGUUAUUACAAAAUGGGUCGCCAAAGGCAUUAUAGUGGUAACGGACGAGUAGAAGGCGUAUAAUCGUCUUCAUUUCUCUGUUAACCACUCAAAGAACUUCAAGGACCCUACCACCGGACGGCACACCAAUGCCAUUGAGGCAUACUGGAGUAGACUGAAAAGGAAACUCCAAGAGGGAGGCCCUGUAUGUUUUCGAGCUGUUUGGGCUCACAUAGACGAAGUGCAGUAUCGUCUUUUGUUUGACCUUAAUGCCAUGUCUUUGACAGAUGCCUGGGAACUGUUCCUGUCCCAUGUUGUGCAAACUUAUCCUAUUGAAAAGUGUUUUUGUUAUGUAAUAAAUUGCCAUAAUGCGAAUGUAUGCCGUGUAUUCAGGUGUACGUGUGUAACGAUGGGGAAGGUUAGGUAACAGCGACUAUCGUCCAUGUAACCUCCGGCGAUGUUCGUUCGGCCAGCCCAUGUUAGGCCGUUGGGGAAAGUCCAAGUACUGAGUGAAAGUAGGCCUGCAACCACUGAUAUAGCCUGAAGGCGUUUGAGUCCACGGUUAAAGGUAUUAUUUCUAGUCAACGGAUUUUUUGGGUGCCAUCUCCCGAUUGUUACCGAUUUCUCUUACUGGUCACUUGGUUUACUUAUCUUCCGUUCGCAUAUAAAUGUAGUGAUCUGACGAGAAUUUAUUAAAAGCACACGUCUGCUCACCCACUGAUCUUCUGAAACCGCAAGUAGUUGGGAGAGGUCCUAGAAAUACAAAAGAACAUUCAUUCAUUUUCGGUUGAUUUCAUAAAAUGUUUGAAUUUCGGCUAGCAUGGGUGUGCAUUGAAGUCCAUCCAGAGCAUUCUUUUCGACUGCAUGGCAAUUUUGGGAACCGCAGAGAAUUCCGUGCGAAAUGGGUUCAUCCAGCCCGCGGGGCAGUGUUACCAGUCAUUUUUCCUUUUCAUCAGCUAGUAAAUUAUAAGGCUGAAAAUAUUACCUCUCUCUCUAUCCGACACAUCGUGUGGGUCAAAAAUGAAACACAACUAUUUUUGUCUUAAGAGGCAAGCGCAGGACUGAGCGACAUUCAUGCAAAGCGACUUCGCCACAUCCUGACGGAAAAUGACCGGGUCCUCCAGGCUGUAAACGCAAUGGAGUCGGCGGACUUAGUAAGCUUGGGAAAGCUUAUGCAAGAAAGCCACGCAUCCAUGAGGUUAGUCCUCUGUCUCUAAAUGUUUGCCUGACGAACCAAUCUUCGUAUUUCGUAGGCUACAAAAAACUUCAGUCUGUUGAACUAAAAUCUCAUCUUCAAUACUUUGAUAAUACCAUACGAAUAGGACGGCGCAUGCUCCAUUCACAACGAUACCAUAAGGUGAAACCAACUGCCAGGUUUAAGGGUUCCGAGGUUUUACAGUGUCUGGUUAUUUUGGACAAUCUCAUCUGAUCUUUCAUACAAUGUCCAAGCAAUUCUUUAUCUUCUGCAUUUAUUGUGUCCCUUGCAUAACUUGUUUAUUUCCGCAGGUGCUCGUCUAGCAUGUACAAUGCACAUAUUGUCAGCGAAGACGACCUACUGCGGAAAACAGAUAAGGUGGACUUUUAUAAAACGCCCAUUACGAUACAAUUCUGGAACUAUUCAUAAGUCAUUAGUUUCGCCUAGUUCGGUUGCCGUUCGUAACCGAACACGCAUAAAGAAACAUCCAAAGAUCAUCAGCAAUUUUUGACGGAAAAAGACAUGACAGAUAAAUCUUUGAAAAGUACAUCAGUACUUUCGCACAAUGUGAAAGUAGCUGGACCGCCCAAAUUACUGAGUAGGGUGGUCCAAUCAUACUUGAUUAUGAGGACAUCUUUACUAGAUAUGUAGCUUGGGGUGACCCAACAGUUGCCGCAAAAAUCGGCCUUCAGUGAGUUCGUGGAUAAACAGUGUAUUAUUGUUCGACAUUCGAUUUACAGCUUUAAGACAAAUUAUUUAGAUCAAAUGGCAAACAACUAGUACACCAUCGUUUCACCCAGUCGUGUUUACAGUGAGCUAUGGUGAAAUGUGAGGGUUGCUGAUUGAAACGGAACAGCCGAAGCUCGUUCUUAAAUGAAUUCAAACUGAAAGGAAGCCGAAUGUAACGGAGUGGCAAUAAGUGCUACUUUAUCACUGAAUGAACAACUCCAACUCAUUGUCCAUACAAACGAAGAUGCGAGUUAUGAGAAACAUUUGGGAAGGGAAUGCUUUCGCUGGAACACGAAUCUUAUUCGCAUGACGCUCUGGAUUCGCAUCCUAAGCCAUCAUCAAGACAGCAUCGAAUAAUGGCAAUGGAUGCAUGACGGUUACAGUAUUCGUGGGCUGUAGUUGCUAUGCCAUGGCAUAUCAGUCAAGAUAAUCAACUCCCAGAUUUAUCGUGGAUAGUUACAUUUAGCGCGAUAAUUGCUAGAUCGCUUGCAUCCGAGUCGUUAAUUGCCGCAAUUAACGACAAUAUUCGGAGCUGAAACAGCCUGGGCAAAGUAAUUAGUAACAUGGAGAUCGUUCGGGCGAACGCGAUCGCCAGUGUCGGUUUUGGUGAUACAGGUGACAGGGUGAUCGUCACGCCAAUCGCCAAUUGAAACUGCUGUAAUUAACAAAUCCGAUGCGGGCAAUCAAGCCAUUAGCACACCUACUGCAACUGGCUGCGAUUGAUGAGGGAAGCACACAUUUUUACAGAUACUGCACACACUGCCCGCAUUCAACGUCUCAUCUUCAGGAUAAGUUCGAGUGAGAGUCCGAAAUGUCAGACGAAUAAACUUCUUGUUCCAGCGAUCGCGUCGCUUUUUUCUCAACUCCACUUAGUCUGCUUACAGAGGGUCCUGGACUUUAGUUGAUUUUAGAUUACAGGUUGCAUUGUUUGAGUUGUGUGGAGAAAUAUCUUGCCGAAAGAACAUAAAAUUAUUCCGCAAAAGGCUGUAAGAGACAAACCCACUAGUUGGGCACAGCGAGUAGGCUAUCCAGGAUACGAAAAUAGCAGUGUCCCAACAGUUACAAACUAGUAAAUAAGAACAAAGUCGUCGGCAGGUAAAAGUGCACGUGCGUGUUGUUUGUCUUAUUCAAAGUUGUAUCGAAGCGUAUUGUAACUGAUUAAAACAAAACAGACUUAAAUGUCACUACAAGGCAGCUUCACGUGUAGUGCCAAAAUAUGUAAACUUGCGAAAUGCAAGGUCAUUAUAGGAUCGUGAUCCGCAUCUAAUGGGUCGAUGUCCACUGACCUCAGUCAUCAGUAAUAACGGACGGAUAGGAUAAGCAAACACUGCACCUGUGCUCACCAGAUCGGUAGUCCCCUACCAAGAUUUCGAAAUCAGGAUUGGCCAGCGGGGAUCCCAUGAAAGGCUAUUGGGCGACCCGGUCAUGACAGAAGUCAUUAGACCAAGCAAGAAGGGGUGAAAUCUCAGGAGGAAAUUCUACCGCGUGCAGAAACGCUGUAUUAACUUGAUAAAUGGGAACGGCAGUGCAUCCUGUUGUAUUUGCAGUUUGUGUGACAAUUACCACCACAGUGGAUCUCACUGCCCCCACCCUUUACCAUAAUUGUUCACUAGACAAAGCAUUUUCAGAUUGACGGAAGCUUUUUGAAAUUUAUUACCCUUGUUCUUCUUCGAUGGCAAAUUACUGAGCCCUUUAGAGUAUCUGUGCUCAGCAGUGCAACGCCUAUCCCGAUACUUUGAUCAAUCAACCAUCUGCGAUCAGUUUAUUACUCAUGAUCGAUUUCAAUGGCAGUUGAAGCUUCUGUGGCCCGUGUCAGACUCUCAGCCACGGUGCUAACAGUGUUUGAUGGUGUCGAUGAGGAGGACAGUGGUAACGACGGGGUUUAUGAUUGCAUUGAGCUUUAUAUUAAUGAUAGAAGCGAAAAUCGAGCACCACUCCAAUACCCCAUUAAAUAAUAUUGUCCAUUCAGAAAUUAAAACGAAAGUUCGCUUCUGUAUUUGAAGACACAAAUAGAUAUAUCUGACGUGACGAUGGAUGGCAGCCCACCCAUAGGUUUGCGCACGGGCAUCCUGUGACAAAAUUGUACGUAAGUGCAUGACGAUUCAGGUGACCCUAACGUUCUAGUCCUCCAGCUCCGCGUACGCGCCGCCGUGUUUACGAUUAAAAGACGCACCUUUGGGCCACUUGCGUGCAGGGCGACCUUGCAAUUUCGGCAACGGUGUAGAACUAAACAAAGGAGGCUGCAGUGAAAACAAAGAUUUACUAGGAGUUAUGAUUUAGUUUGAUUGGUUCAGAAGUCGGCGCGCUCAUCGUAAAGGAGAAACUGUGGCUCCACUGAAACCGUCUCAUGAACCAAAAACUCGAUCUGUGAAUGGUUUAGUGUAGGUUAUUUCAGGCUUUACUCCAUUUCUAUACUUGAAGAUCCGAUAUACAAAUAUCAUCAUCCCCAAAAGAAGACGAAGAAAAAGGGGCGAUUGCAUGGACCACACUGUAUUGGUGCUGACGUUUCGGAAACUUCCCCGUUUCCAUCAUCAGAGUGGUGGGGUGUCUGUUCCUGCUGGAUCGGAGUUGUUCUGCCUCGCCGCCUGUCUUGUGUUAUAGGCAUGCCUGACGCACGAACUCUGACCUGCCUUCUGGCUGGAGAUUGGAUUUGGUCCCUCCGCGGGCGGCCGAUGGCGCGCUCCUGUGACCUCUGCCCCUGACCGGCUGUCGUAGCCGCCGCAAAAUCUGUCUGCCCAUGGGCCCUACCCUCAUAAUCGGAUGGACUGAUCAGCUGCCGUUGCAUGUGCGCAUCAUGCUCGGCUGUUAGGGCGCGCCGGUGGGUCGAUGUCUCGCGUUGGUCGUGUGACCUCCGGCUGGCUCUUUCCCCCUGCUGUGAAAGUGGCAACUGUUGGAGGAACCGCGACUCGCUCGCCAGUACGAUCGGCCCCGUCUGGACUGACUGGGGCCUUGUACGUAGCCCCUGGUAGGCCGGAUGACGAUCAAUAGCCCUGUUGAUUGUGUCAACUGAGGGCCAGCUUUCGAGCACCAGCCUAGCCAUCUUGUCAUGGGCUCGACCGAGGACGCUUGCUUCCCUAAAGGCGAAACUGUGUUUCUCCUGUUGCAUGUGACCAUAUACCAGUGACAGUUUACCCUCACGGUUGACUGCAAGCUGGUGCUCAUACAGUCUUGUGCAGAGGCGUUUCCACGUUUCACCAACAUACCUCGCAUUGCAAUUUUGGCACGGUAUGCUGUAGACCACUGCUGAUUGUUCCGUUGCCGGUAGCGGGUCUUUGGGUCUCAUUAUCUGCUGUCUGAUAGUGGAUUCCGGUUUAUGGGCCACCCCAAUCCCAGAAGGGUUUAGGAUUCUAGUUGUCGCCUCGGAAACAUUCCUCACGUAGGGGAUCGCAAGCCAAAACUUCGGCUUCUCACCGUCUGAUCGCUGACGGGUAGUCUUUCGUCGGAACUCACGUAUGAAGGAUCGUGGGUAACCAUUGGCUGUGAAUAAAGAAUGUAGGUAUUUUGCUUCCUCCUUUUUCCCGUCGUCACUACAGUAUUUUAACUCGUUGGAAAAGAGCUCUGACACAACUGCGCUUGUGACCAACAGGGUGGUUACUUCGGAAUUGGAGGAUGCGUCUGGUAUUCGUCGUCUUACGGUAUACCGUAGUUCUUAUCCUCCCAAUAACCGUCCUUGCAACAUUCACCUCGAGGAAGGGCAACUGGUUGUUGUACUCCUCUUCCAUUGUAAAUUGGAUGUCGGGAAAUAUUAAGUUCAGAAAGAGACCUAGAGUCCUGAACGUCGUUCCUCUUGAUUUUGACGAAUUUGUCGUCGACAUAUCUGGCCCAGAAUUUUGGGGAGUACGAACGGAAGACCAGUCGUUCUAGCCUCUGCAGAACCGCCUCAGCAAUCAACGCAGACAGGGGGGAUCCCAUUGGCGUUCCCUUCUUCUGCUCGUAAACCCGGUUGCAAAAAGUGAAGAAAGUUCUAAGGCACAAUUCCAGGAGUUCAGUGAUGUGCGUUCGCUUAAGUUGCUGGCCAACGUCAUCAUACUUAUCCUAAAGAAGCUCCUCAAUUGUGCUGAUGGCGCGGCCGGUUGAAAUGGACGUGAAUAACGAGACCACGUCAAAAAUGCGUCAGACAUGCCUAUAACACAAGACAGGCGGCGAUACAGAACAACUCCGAGCCAGCAGGAACAGACACCUCACCACGCUGAUGAUGGAAACGAGGAAGUUUCCAAAACGUCAGCACCAAUACACUGUGGUUCAUGAAGUUGCCCCUUUUCUUCUUCGUCUUCUUUUGGGGAUGAUGAACGGGAUAAUUUAUCAGGACCUCGGAUUUUCAGUCAUGUUGAACAGCCUCCUGAAGCGAGCAAGAACUCACUGCUUUGACAACGAAACCUAUCACAUAGAACUUAAUUAUUUGUUCAAACUGUUUUCCCAGAAUGGGUAUCUUAGAUAUUUUGUACACCGAUGCAUGAGACGUCAAGAGUUAAAAGAAAAAGAGAAGGAACUAGAUUGUUCCGAUCAGGCGCCCAAACCAAAAAAACUGGCGAACACUUCCGUACAUCAAGAACGUGUCCGAACUAGUUGAAUGAAACCCGAGAAAGCACCAAAUACAUGUAGCACACAAGCCGACGACUACACUUCAUAACCAGCUUGUACACCCUAAGGAUAGGUUUGGCCAUUUAGAUAAGAAGGAAGUCGUUUAUAAGAUAUCAUGCAACACCUGUAAUGCUGUUUACUGUGGUCAAACUGGGAAAUCGGCCUUCACACGAAUACACCAACACCAGCAAGACAACUUGUCCCAAGUUGCAUUCAUACGCUGGAAACUGGACACAAAUUCGCCUGGAACAAGAAUCGCAUUGCAGGUGUCUGCUGAUCUAAGAAGGACCGCGAAUUUUUAGAGGUAAUCCAUUCUGAAAAGACGGGGGCCAAUCAGAGCAUUAUCCCAGCAGGAGUGACAGGACAAAAUCGAUUUUUAGGCAUGUUUAAAUGUUAACUGUUUUGCCCACUUACUUCACGCCCGAGGACGACUUGGGGAACUGAAGUCGAAGAUGUACAACAAAUUUGUUUAUAUUUACCAAAGAACUUAUUUCAGUUGAAUAAUCGUUCGUGGGAUGCCUGUUUUAAAAAAAAUAUGUAUCGACCCUUUAAUUUUACUCACGAAAAUGUCCUUCGACCACGCGCUUAAACCCGUUGAUUGUAAUGAGGAAGAUACAAGAAACCGACCAAGAGGAAAAUAUGAAAAACUUGACAGAUUAUUAUCGAACUCAGUAGUAUUUUUUCCCAAAAGAGGUUAAAAUAUCAAUAUAUGCCAGGAGUCAUUCCCACGUCGUGGUGCAGGAGUUGAGUUAGUUCCGGGAACAUUGAAUUUGAUCUGGAGUUUCCUAUUCUCACCAAUGCAUUUGCAUGGAUAAAUAAUGAAGAAAAAGAAUGAUUUGGUGGACGCGCCUGGUACGUAGGUGUCAGCCUGUCGCUUGAUCGCCUGAACAUGACCUACUCCUUGUCUUGCUUUCAGCGCUAGCGUUAACAGAUGUCUGAGCAGUUUUGCAACUCAGUAAUUUCGCUCGCACUACUGUUCAGUCGCACAGUGUAUUUCUGAUUCAUUACUUCAGAUGGUCAGGAACUAAAUGUUGAGUAGGCUAGGAGAGAUCAUUAUUAUUGCUAACUAACUAGUCAAUAGAGUCAUGACUCAAACAACUCUCAAGUAGUUGCACCAAUAAAAUGAUAAAUCCGGCUCUAUUGAAAUAACGAAAUAGGAAUCUACUCUUGAAAACGGAACCAACCGCAUAACACUUUCAUAAUACCUUUCGAAUGUCAAACCUGGUCCUAUUUCAAAUAUGUCAAAUCUUCCGCUUCCUACCAUCAGUCGGACUAAUAAUUAACACCUAAAAACGGUGUUCAUAUUAUAUUAAGCCAUGGCCUUUAUGCUCAUUAUGUCCUGCAUAAAAGUCAGAAAUUGCGAAGUUUGGAGGCGGAGCGUCAGCAUCAGAACACAUUAGUCCCCGGCGUUGGGUACAUGUGCAAAUUUUCCGACCAUGUUUUACGUGGGCAAGGAUAACUACUAAUUAGGCCCUCAUACCGUAACAUCAGUAAUUUUUCCAUUUGCCGAUAGUGUACAAUCAGUUGACGAUCGGAAGCCUAGUAGGUCAUUUCCCACCGUACACAAGGAAUCAUAGAAUAUGUUCAUUAGACGUCAAAGUUCGAGGCGAGCUUCGGCCAGCCAAAAGGGAAAAGCACAUGACCGGUAAUUAAUAUACAGUGAGCUACCCAGUGCGAAUCUUGUCAGUGUUGCGUUUUAGGACCCCAGUGCAGGUUCAUUCGAAGGUAAGAGUAGAUUCCACUGAUUUGUGUUCCCCAGAACGAGGAUCGAUGAGAAUCGGUUCUCGAGUUUUUUGCCAGAUAGCAUAUCGGUCCUUAACAGUAAAUUACAAGACGAGUUCAAAUCUUACCACUUUAAAUUCCUUCGGAUGACAUGUUGGGUCAGCUCUGGGAUGAAUAACUUCUUUGGCUUACGGUUACUGGUCUGACUCUGUAGUCUAUCGUCUCCACACCGGACACCGCAUAGCCGGCGUAACCGGAAGCCUUUCCACCAUAUUAUCUUCUGCACAUUAGCUGAUGUAUGUAAUGGGUUUCUCUCCUUUCACUCCUCUACAGGGAUGACUUCGAGAUCUCAUGCGAGGAAAUUGACCAGAUCGUGGAAAUCUGCGCUUCCGUUCCAGGUGUAUAUGGAGCGCGCAUGACCGGUGGUGGUUUCGGUGGUUGCGUGGUGGCACUAGUUAAGCCAGGCUCAGUCAAGGAUCUAGUCACAAAAAUUAACGUAAGUUUUACUAAACAUACGGAUAUUGAUGCUGACCAUAUCCACAUACAUGAUUAAGACGCAACUUUCCCAACCUGAGUGUAGGAUUUGUACUUUGAAGGUCCCAGCCAGCAUGUAAAGUCCUUUUUAUUACAAAACGAAGGACUAGUUAUACCUAGUUAUUUUUAUUAUCUCUCUGUCUCCAGUAUAUCACGGCUUUCAUUGAUACCUUAGGACACUUUAUAGCGAGUUAUUAUUCUUAGUACGCAUCUAACUACAUUAAAUUUCGAGUAAAUCUACUUGCUGUGUGGACAGAAUGAUCAUCUUCUAGUUUGCUCUUAAGAAAAAGAAUGGUCAGGAAGAGCAGUCGCCGAGGGAGGUACGAAAUAUGUGCGCCUACUGUCACGAAAGGAUACAACAGACCUCAGACCAGCAAGUGAAGAACACGCUUUUCUUUAACCAGUACAUAUGGAUGACCGCGAGGAAAUCUCUUAGUCGAUGUGCGUGACCGAUAAUUCACAUUCACCAAUGGGCUCAGACUCCCUCACUGGUGUCGGUUUACUUGUGUUAGGUAUCGCUAAAACUACAUUGCGGUUGUCAAACUUUCCAAGGUAGCACCUCUGGGCGACUCAAAUAUUUUUCGAAAGAAGCUAUUUUCUGUCGUGCUCGGCGCUUAUCGCUCGCAUGCGCACCGGCAAAAAAUCUUCUGGGUGGUCACAUGCACCAUGAGAGUCAGAAUUAAUUAGCUACUUAGACAUUCUCAGUACACAUUAUUUCUAUGGUUUUAUAUUUUCCCUCAAGGACGCCUACAAGCCCGAUGCCCAGAUGUUUGUCGUAGAAGCAAGCGGAGGAGCCCGGACACUGCCAGACGACAGGAAAAGAACAAAGUCCUUCAUGGCCAAUCGCUUCGGUAGAAAGUAA
Molecule: messenger RNA, 23172 nt
Organism: Spirometra erinaceieuropaei
Lineage: Eukaryota; Metazoa; Platyhelminthes; Cestoda; Diphyllobothriidea; Diphyllobothriidae
Source: the annotation of a GenBank genome assembly